This is a messenger RNA of Plasmodium reichenowi, 2607 nucleotides long. RefSeq names its product RING zinc finger protein, putative. NCBI's taxonomy places the organism in Eukaryota, Apicomplexa, Aconoidasida, Haemosporida, Plasmodiidae. The transcript has a single exon. The record is from RefSeq and is a predicted model, not a curated record. The coding region runs from base 1 to 2607 and encodes 868 amino acids.
AUGGCUGGAUACUUUUUUGGAAAUGUUCAGAAUAACUUGAACAGGGCAAGGCAUAGUUUAGCAAACACUCUUAGCGACGUGAGGUUAGAUGAGAGUUAUCUUAAAACUAUUCGAAUGAACAUAAAGAAACGAUUUGAUAAAUUAAUGAAUAAAAUAAUACCUUUUGAAACUAUUGAUGAAAAUAAAAGAUUUGUUGUUAUUAUUGAAAAAAAAAAGAAUUAUGAAAAUUUCCGAUGUCCUAUAUGUAUGUUAAUAUUAUUUAAACCAGUAAAAACAAAAUGUGGUCAUAUUUUUUGUCGAGAAUGUAUAGAGAAAGUUCUGCUUAAAUUUGAUUAUUGUCCUUUAUGUAGAAAUUUUAUAAAAGAUAAAAAAUUAGAGAACGUAGAAAACAGUACUCUAGGUUUGGAAUAUGAAAAUAUAAAAAUUCGAUGUUAUAAAUGUAAAGAAAUAACAAAUAUAAAAAAUUAUGAGAAACAUAUAAUAAAUCAUAUAAUGAAUAUAAAUAAAAGUUUUGAUAAAAUAAAAAAUUAUUCAAGUGAAGAAGGAGAUAAUUAUAAUUUUCUUAGUAUACAAAAAAAAAAAAAAAAUUCUAAUUAUAUUUAUUCUAUUUCAAAUAAUUAUAUACAUAAUAUAUAUCAUCAUAUUAAUCCAUAUAAUUUCGAUUCAUACUUUAAUAAAAAAUUUCAAAUUAUUUAUAUGAAAGAAUUUCUUAAUUUAUUAAAAGAACAUAAUAUAAAUACACAUAUAGAUAAUUUUUAUCUUUUAUAUGGUCAAAAUGUUUUAUAUGAUUUUAAACACAUAAAUGUACAAGUACAAGAUAUUAUGUGUGACGUUUUCCUCAUCAUAAAAAUUAGAAAAAAAAGAAAAAAUUAUCAUCAAAAUGAUCUUAAUCUUUUAUAUUUGAACAAUUCAAAAUAUAAAUCAAAACAAAUAAAUAAUAUAAUUACAUCGAAGGAUGAUAUACAUAUGAAUGUACAUAGGGAUAUACAUAUGAAUAUAAAUAGGAAUAUACAUAUGAAUGGUGGGUUUAUUUCAAGUGAAGAACAAAAACAAAAAGAUAUAAAACAAAAUAACUUUAUAACAAAUGAUCCGAAGAAACACAAAUCUAUUCUUUUUAGUUCGUAUAAAAAAAAAUUAUAUACCAAUGAUACAUUUGAAAUGUAUCAGAAAAAAUUAUUAAUACAUAAUAAAAAAACACCUAAUAAAUAUAUAUAUAUAUUAUUUGAAUAUAAUACGAAAAAUAUAUUUUUUACACUUCUACAAAACAUACCAGUAUUUAAAAACAUGAAUAUUAUAAAAUUAGUGAAGUAUAAAAAUAAAAAUAUGAAUUCUAUAGGACACACAACAAAUAUGAGUGAACAAUUAAUUACACUCUUUUCUAUUUUAAAUGAAAAACGAAUAUUAAGAACUUAUCAUAAAUAUUUCUAUAAUUCUAUUCAUUUAUUUCAUGAACUUAUAUAUUCUCUCCUUUUUUCAAAACAACAAAAAGAAAAAAAUGAAAACAUAGAAAAUAUAGAUGUUGCAUAUAUGCAAGAUAUAUACGAAAUGGAACGUUCUUAUGAAAUGGAAGAAAAACAAUUAAACCAUAUAAAUUAUCCUAUUUCUCAAAAAUGUGAUCACUAUGAAAAUAAUCAAAAUGGUCAGAAUGAACAAAAUAAUCAAAAUGGUCAGAAUGAACAAAAUGGUCAGAAUGAUCAAAAUGAACAAAAUGGUCAGAAUGAUCAAAAUGAUCAAAAUGAACAAAAUGGUCAAAAUGAUCAGAAUGAACAGCCAUCUCAACAUUAUAAUGAUCAGAAUGAAGAACCAUCUCAACAUUAUAAUGAUAACUAUUACAAUUUUAUAGAAAAGAAUGAACACAAUUUUAAAAACAUAUUCCUUAAAGAUUAUGAACUUAUGUUCAUUUUAUUUUAUUUGAAAUAUGAAUAUAGACUUCCACUCAAAUGCGAAUAUCUCUAUUUAUAUUCAGAAAAUUUCAUUGCAAAAAUUUUAAGAGAUCAAGAAAGAGAACAAGAAAUUUUUAUAUCGAAUGUGUAUAGUUAUCAUAAUUUAGACAUAUUACAAAAUAAAAUAAAUGGAGAAAAUAUAUUACCUUUAAGUAAUAAUGAAUUUGUAAAAAAGGAUAAAGGUAUAAUUAUUAUAUUAAAAAUACAAAGAGGAAAAUUAAAAAAUGAAUAUAAAAGUGACAUUAAUGUUAUAGACAACAAAAAUAAUUGUAAUGAUAUAUUAAAUAAUAAUCAAUAUAUUAAUCCGACUGAAGAAAAUAUUAACAAUUCUGAGGAUACUAAUAAAAAAGAUUUUUAUAAAAAAUAUGUUCAGAAAAAAAGCAAUAAAACAAAUACACAUACAAAAAAUAUAAAUCAAUAUUAUGAUAUCCAUAAUGUAUGUUAUGUUAUUAUAUCUUAUUCAUCAAAAGGAUUUCAAUGGUAUCUUAAUAAUUCUUUAAACUUUUUAAAUAAAAAACAAAUCGAAUAUAAAAGUCAAGACGUAUUUUUUCUUAUAGAUAAAUUAAUUCUUUUCUUUUUUAAUAUCAGAAAUAAAAAGUAUAGUUCUCUCUUCUGGAACUCUACUCAUCUUUUUCAGUGCAUGCUCAACUUUUGUUGUGAAUAA